Messenger RNA from Eublepharis macularius, 2679 nucleotides. RefSeq names its product leucine rich repeats and death domain containing 1 (gene LRRD1). The record is from RefSeq and is a predicted model, not a curated record. Lineage: Eukaryota; Metazoa; Chordata; Lepidosauria; Squamata; Eublepharidae. Gene Ontology annotation, molecular function: protein binding. Bases 1 to 2679 code for a protein of 892 amino acids. The transcript has 5 exons.
AUGUCUAUUGAAAAAGAAGAGGAACUGAACUCCAAUUUAAAUUCAAAGGGAGAGGAGGAAAUCUCGCGCAGGAUUACUGCAAGUCAUGGAGCUGGUUCUAAUGCUAACGAAAUGGGGAAAGCCUCAGAAGUUCUUGAGAUGGAUACAAAACCAGAUAUAUUACAAUCAGAUACAAGUUCUGGAAUGGCAGAAACUUCAUUAACCAGCAGAUUGCAGGAACAAAAGCCAGGUGAAUUCCUGAAGAAUCUUCCAGAACUAUCGGAAGUGACUCAUGAAGUUUCUCAAAGAGAUUCAGAAAAGGAUACUUUGCACUCUCCAGAGAAACCUGAAAUGUCACAAAAGAUUCCAGUUAUUUUUAUGCCUGAAACAAAGGAUAUUGAUCUCAUGGCUUAUAUGUAUGCUGAAGGAUUAAGUGAAAUCCCUUCAGAUUUUUUAGAAGGGAGAGCCAGGAAAAGCUUACUACAAUCUAUUGAGAAUGCUAGAUCAGCUGAAAAAAUAUCAAUGGAUAUGCUUUCUGAAAUGAUGCUGGAUGACUUCACAGUUCAGUUAAAUGCUAAAGGACUGAGGGAAAUUCCUAAAGGAAUUUUUGAUAUUAAAGGGUUAAAAUAUUUGCAUUUAAACCACAAUGAAAUAAAAAUCAUUCCAAAAGCUAUAGGUAUGUUGACAAAUCUUGACAUACUAUCUAUGGAAGGAAAUCAAUUAACAUCAUUACCUCCUCAAAUUUCCCUACUUGAAGAUUUAAGAACACUAAACAUCAGUCAUAACCAGAUAUCACGUCUACCCAACGAAUUUUCAAGGCUGAAAAAUCUUAGGUGUCUUUUGAUCAGUCAUAAUAAUAUUGAAGAGUUUCCUUCUUCAUUGGGAAGACUUGUAGAACUGGAAAUCUUAGAUAUCAGUGGGAACAAAUUAACUUUGCCAGACAAUAUUAUUAGCAUGAAAAAUCUGAAUGUGCUUUGCUUGGAAUCCAGUUGUAUUUCAAUAUUCCCAAAGGUUCUGUGUUAUCUUCCAAAUCUGAGUAAACUCAGUUUGUCAAAAAAUCAGAUCAAAAGUUUACCAAAGGAGAUUAAGGAGCUUAAAACAUUAAAAGAACUUUCACUAAAGCACAAUAAGCUUAUAUUUUUGCCUGUCCAGCUUUUUCAACUGAUAAAUUUAGAAAAGCUGAGCUUAAAAGAUAACCAGUUGGAAAGUCUUUCAGAUAAAGUAGAGAACUUACAAAACCUCUGCAAUCUCAAUCUUGCCAAAAAUUUAUUCCAAAGUAUUCCAGAUAAUCUUUGCAGUUGUGCCAAGAUGGAACGUCUGAUCCUUAAUGACAAUCAGCUAAAAGAACUACCCAGUGAUUUGCAUAAGCUAAGAUAUCUCCGGGAAAUUUGCAUAAGCAGAAAUAAACUUAUCUAUUUAGAUGAACAAAUAGCAUUCUUUAAAUUUCUCUCAAUAUUAGAAGUAUCAGGAAAUACAUUACUGUACAUUCCAGUUGAAAUAAAAAGUUGUACAGAAAUUACUAAAGUUGACAUGAGUUACAACAAACUAGUUUUAUUUCCAGUUGGACUGUGUGCAUUGACUCUUCUUAGACAUUUAAAUCUGAGUGGAAAUUAUAUUUAUGAAAUAACUACUGAAAUUAAGUUCAUUAAAAUCCUGCAGUAUCUAAAUAUCAGUAAGAACAAAUUGCCCUCAUUCUCCAUACACCUGUGUACUCUUACCAACCUAAGCUACUUAGACCUAAGUAACAAUGCAAUAAGGAGUAUCCCAACAAAUGUGAAAAAUAUGAAGUCUCUUCGAGUUCUGCUCUUACACCAUAACAAAUUUGUUUUGUUUCCCAGCGAGUUAUGUACUCUUAUCCGGCUUAAGACUCUCGAUCUUUCAGAUAAUAAAAUAGAGUCCAUACCUUCAGAAGUUUGUCAACUGCAAGAACUAAAAGAUUUAAACUUGUCAAACAAUUACCUUGUAUCAUUUCCAACUGAAAUAUGCCAACUUCCAUCAUUAGAAAAGCUAACAUUGUGCCAAAACAACGGAUUAAAGUUAAACCAACUUUCAGAAAAUAUAUCUGAGCUGAGUUCCCUGAAAGAACUUGAUGUAUCUCAUAAUGAACUACAGGAAUUGCCAGAGGGAUUAGGGGAGAUUAAAACUUUGGUCACUUUAAUAGCAAAUGACAAUCGUUUAAUAAAGCUUCCCAAGAGUUUUUCUUCACUCCAUAAUUUACAGAACCUGAAUCUGAGAGACAAUCAGAUGCUAUCUCUGCCAAGUGAUCUGCACUUUCUUCUGUCACUGAAAGAUAUAAAUUUUGAUGGAAAUGCUCUGGUCAGACCUCCACUUGAAGUCUGUAAAGGAAAACAAAUGCUCACUAUUACACGCUACUUAGAAAGUGUGGACGAAAGAGAUGAGAAGAUCCUACAGAGUGUAUUGAAGACAAUUGCUAGCAAUAUAGCCUUUGAAAAUUUUGAAUUUUUUUGCCAAAAACUGCAACUUAAUAAUGCUGUAUACAAAUCUAUUGAAAACAACAGGACUCUUACAAUAGAAGAGAAAGUCACACAGGCACUGGACCACUGGAAAACUGCAAAUGAAGCUUUGCCCCCCACUGUCAUGACAGACCAGCUAAUCAGAGUACUAACCAUGACAGGCUUGUAUUAUCUGACCAGCAAAGUGAAAGCUUUAAAACUUUGUUCCAGACUAGUGAAGUUCUGA